This is a messenger RNA of Staurois parvus, 860 nucleotides long. The record is from the annotation of a GenBank genome assembly. Lineage: Eukaryota; Metazoa; Chordata; Amphibia; Anura; Ranidae.
AUGGCAUUAACCUCGCCGGCGCUGGAUCCGAGGCGGGCGGCACCAGACCGCGACGGAUCGCAGCCACACGGCCAUCAUACCGGCUCACGCUCUCUCAUCUCUUCAUUGUCACAUGAGAGGGUCACCAGAGAACCUCGGGACAUGACUACGGCCGGGCGAGGGAUGGCGGUCCUCAUCGCAAGCCUGAUCACCUCCAUCACACCGACAGUAUUGGCGCAGCAGGCGGAGCCUCCCAUCCCCGCUGCCUGCGGCGCUUUCCAGGUGUCGGGAUUCUUCCAGGACAAAAAACUAGAGGUCCAGUUUCUGCUCUACACCCCCCGCAACCCCACCUGUGCACAGGUCAUCCAUCUCAACCAAUCAGGAGGCAUCGAGAGCUCCACCUUCAAUGCCUCUCUGGACACCAAAAUCAUCAUACAUGGAUUCAGGGUCCUAGGAACAAAGCCAUCCUGGAUUGAAAACAUGGUGGAGGCGCUGCUUAGCGCUGGAGAGCGAAUCUGGUGGUGGUAGACUGGGUGUCCGGCUCUACCGCCAAGUAUAACCAAGCCGUGGAGAACGUGCCGAAGCUCACCAUCGUGUUAGUGGCGCUUAUAAACCGCUUUUUGGAGCUCGGAUCCACCUUGGAGUCUCUCCACCUGAUUGGGGUGUCCCUAGGGGCCCAUGUGGCUGGCAACAUUGGCAGUUACUUUGGUGGCCGCAUUGGUUGGAUCACAGGUCUGGAUCCAGCAGCGUACAAGUUCACAAGGACUCACCCGGACGACAGGCUCGACCCUGGAGAUGCUCUGUUUGUGGAUGCCAUUCACACCGAUACAGACAGUAAUUUUUCAUGCAUUCAUCAUUACAAGGACAUACAUGUUGCAUGA